AAGACAACAGUGUACCUUCAAAUAUUUCUGAGAAGUAACACAUCCCUGCCACGGCAUCGAUCCGAGUGACCUUCUUCACAAUAGAUCCUCAGCCGCACGAUCAUUGUCUUUUGGGUGAUUCCUAGCCGUCCAUAAUCUCGAAAAGAUGAACAAAGGAGACAUGUAAAAGAGAUCUUUGUAAGAGUCAUCCAUAUCAUACCCUUCACUUUCCUGGGAAAAAAUUGGAACCUGCCUCUGUUAAAGUUUGUAUUUUUCUGAGUGGGUGGGUUGAUUGAGAGUGCUGUGCAAGCUUUGGAACUUUUUCCCAACCUGCUACUUCAAUGGCCACUGAAGAGGUUAACAAACCUCAAUCACUUCCUCCAUACCCUGAGAUGAUAGUGAAAACACUUGAAGCACUGAAUGAGCCAAAUGGAUCGAACAAGUCAGCAAUAUCAAAGUACAUAGAAACCACCUACGGUGAGUUGCCAGACGCAACCGUUUUGGGGAGUCACCUUAACAAGAUGAAAGACAGUGGAGAGCUUUCUUUCAAACAGAACAAUUACAUGAAAGCUGACCCAAAUGCCCCACCAAAGAGGGGCCGUGGAAGGCCACCAAAGCCAAAGACUCCAUUGCCACCAGGCACUGUUGUGUCCCCUCCAAGGCCAAGGGGUCGUCCCCCAAAAGACCCUAAUGCCCCUCCUAAGUCUCCCAAGGCUAAGGCCACCCCUGGAAGUGGCAGGCCAAGAGGAAGGCCUAAGAAGGUUCCUCGGUCUCCGGCCGUCGCCGCUCCGACCGCCGUCUCCAGUGGCAGGCCUCGAGGUAGGCCUCCCAAGGUGAAGCCUCAGUUGACAGAAGUCAGUGUUGAGUCAUAGAAUGACUUCUUUCUUUCUAAUUGAUGUCAAAAGAUGUAGUGUUCUACUCUUGAAGAAGUGAUGAUGGGUGUGAUCUUAGAUUUUGUGUUGAUGUAAUUUCUUUGUAAAAUUAUGUAGUGGUAGCUAACUUAUCAUGAGGUUCUGUGUUGGUUUUUCUUCCUAAAUUAUUAUCAAAGUGAACAGUGACUUGAACUAAUGUGCAUUUAGUUUUCA
Molecule: messenger RNA, 1064 nt
Organism: Glycine soja
Lineage: Eukaryota; Viridiplantae; Streptophyta; Magnoliopsida; Fabales; Fabaceae
Product: HMG-Y-related protein A
Exons: 3
Coding region: 321-851 (176 amino acids)
Biological process (GO): nucleosome assembly; negative regulation of DNA recombination; chromosome condensation
Cellular component (GO): chromatin; nucleus; nucleosome
Molecular function (GO): nucleosomal DNA binding; double-stranded DNA binding
Source: RefSeq, a predicted model, not a curated record